AUGGUCAGAAUCUUCUAUAAUGGAAUGACACCAGACUCUAGAAUGGUUGUCAAUGGUGCAGCUGGUGGGACCAUAGCAAGGAAGACAGCAGCUCAAACUUUAGAGCUAAUCGACUUCAUGGCCAGGGCUGAGAACACAUCAAUGACAGUUCAACCAGUUCAACCAAGAAGGAGAAUCCUGCAGUUGGGACACAAUGAUGCAUCACUUGCAGAACAAAAGAUCUUAUCUCAACAGAUAGCUAGUCUGAAUGCAAAGUUGGACAAGUUGCAACUCUCUACAACUCAAGUUGACUCAUUUAACUGUGAGUAUUGCAAGGGAGAGCAUGAGACCAACGAAUGCCCAACACUUGUAGGAGUUGAUUCCUUCCAAGUUAAUGGAGUCUGGUAUGAUCCAAGACCACAACAGAAUUUCCAGAGAAACCAACACAAUACUCCAGGAAACAACUUCCAAAGGAGAAUUCAAGGGGGAGGUUUGGAUUACAAAUCCAGCAAUUAUUUACAACCUCCUCCUAUUCCACUUAAGGAGCCAUUCGAACUGGAGAAACUGGUGGAGACCAUGGCUUCAACUACCAAUGUUUUCUUUCAAGAGACAAGAUCAAAUUUCAAGACUCAAGAAGCAUCAAUCAAGAAUCAAGAGGCUUCAAUCCGAAAUCUUGAGACUCAGAUUGGACAGUUGGCCAAGCAAUUGAAUGAAAGAGCUCCAGGAACAUUCUCCAGUGACACUAUAAUCAACCCAAGGGAGCACUGCAAUGCCAUCAUUACUAAAAGCGAAGAUCUAGAAAAAGUGGAAGCUUCUACGAGGAAGAAUGAGCACACUCAAGAAGACAAGGAAGAAGCAAAUGAAAGCUCUGGAGAAAAUGCCUUCGUAUGCAAAGUUCCUGAAGGAAUCAUUGUCUAA
This is a messenger RNA of Gastrolobium bilobum, 897 nucleotides long. RefSeq lists its product as uncharacterized. The transcript has 2 exons. The coding region runs from base 1 to 897 and encodes 298 amino acids. The record is from RefSeq and is a predicted model, not a curated record. Lineage: Eukaryota; Viridiplantae; Streptophyta; Magnoliopsida; Fabales; Fabaceae.